AUGGCAUCAACCUCGCAGACUCUCGCCGGCUGGCGAUGGCGCCAACAUGGGAGCGCUGCCAAAGAAUGGCACCCGUGUUCGCACUCGCGACCAACAACGGAAAUCUUCACGGACCUCCUCGACGCAAAACGCAUUCCCGAUCCCUUUCUCGACCGGAAUGAUCGCCUCGUACAAUGGGUAGGAGAAACGGACUGGGAGUACGAGUGCGACUUUGUACACCAGCCGAGCGACAGCCAUGCACGACAGGACCUGGUCUUCGAGGGCCUCGACACCUUUGCCUCUGUGUACCUGAACGAGCAGCUCAUACUCACAUCGUCCAACAUGUUUCAUCGCCACCGGGUCAACGUCACAGACAAAUUGCGCAGUGGGAUCAAUGUUCUGCGCAUCACCUUCCGAAGCGCCUUACACGAAGGUCGUGCCAUCGAGGCCAAACACGGCAAGCUGCGCGCGUUCAACGGCGACAGUUCUCGCGUGCACGUCCGCAAGGCACCUUAUCACUAUGGCUGGGACUGGGGCCCAAUUUUACUCACCUGCGGGCCCUAUCGCGAGAUUCAUCUUGAAAGCUACUCCUCAAUGAUCUCCGACGUGUUCGCCAACCCCGCCGUCACCGAGGACCUGCAGCGUUGCACGCUGGACGUCUCAUGGAGCGCCUCACUAGACCAGGACGCAGUAGUGGACGUCACCGUCACUUCUCCCAGCAAGCUCGUCUUUCAUGUCCAGUCCACCUUGGCUGCGCACGAGACCCACGGGCGUGUCUCCCUCGACAUCCCGCAGCCGGAGCUCUGGUACCCUGCUGGACACGGAGCUCAGGUUUUCUACAACGUCGAAGUGCAAGUACGCAGCAACAGCGGCGCCACUCUUCAUACAGAUACAACGCAGAUCGGUAUCCGCCGCCUGCGCUUGGUGCAACAGCCUUUGCAAGAGGAGCCUGGGACGAGCUUCUUUGUCGAGGUCAACAACCACCCGGUCUACAUCUCCGGAUCCAAUUGGAUUCCUGAUCAUUCCUUCUUGACGGCCCUGACGCCAGAAGACUACAAAAAGUCUGUCGAGGCGUGCUUGGAGGGCAACCAAAACAUGCUGAGAAUAUGGGGUGGUGGCAUAUACGAGCACGACGCCCUCUACGCCGAAUGCGACCGUCAGGGCGUGCUUGUCUGGCAAGACUUCAUGUUCGCUUGUGGCCAGUACCCAUGCUAUCCCGAGUUUGCGGCUAGCGUAGAGCGGGAGGCUGUAGACCAGCUCAAGCGACUCCGACAGUACUGCUCCGUGGUGCUCUACGCAGGCAACAAUGAGGAUUAUCAGGUUGCCGAAAUGCUCAAGCUGGACUGGGACCCGAAUGAUCACUCUGGCGACUGGACAAAGUCCAAUUUCCCAGCUCGGACGAUUUACGAGACCAUUCUCCCCGCCGUCGUUUCUGAGUACUCACCAGGGGUCCCGUACCAUCCUGCGUCUCCGUGGGGCGGCAACGGCACAGAAGACCGUACUAUUGGUGAUAUUCAUCAGUGGAAUGUAUGGCACGGCUCCCAGGAGAAGUACCAGCUUUGGGACAAACUCACCGGAAGAUUUGUGUCCGAGUUUGGCAUGCUGGGAUUCCCGUCUGCCAAAUCCGUCUCUCGUUUCGUGACGGAUCCUGCACAGCGGUUCCCUCAGAGCGCGGUGCUGGACCACCACAACAAAGCCGACGGGGCUGAGCGCAGACUGGCGUUGUACGCCAUGGAGAAUAUUCGCGUCGACUCGAUGCGAUUAGACAGUUGGAUAUAUGGCACGCAGCUCAUACAGGCCGAGUGCCUUGCUUUUGCUGUUCGCAGCUGCCGUCGUCAGUGGAAGGGCCCCGGACGCGAAUACUGCGGCGGCCAACUCAUAUGGCAGAUCAAUGACUGUUGGCCCGUCUCCAGUUGGUCGCUCAUCGACUUCUACGGAGAACGUAAGCUAGCAUUUUUCGCGACAAAGCGCGAGUCGGCGCCUCUCGCGAUCGGAAUCGGUCGCUCCACUCCAGAGCUCAAGAAGUUGAAAUCGCCGCCGCCUCAAUUGCUGGGCCCUCCACACGAUCUCGUCGAUAAAAAGUACAUCUUUGACGUGUGGGCAGUGAACACGACGCUGCAGAAGGCGGCAGUCAGCGUUGAGGUGCGCCUCUUUGACACGCAGACCGGCGAGCUUCGGCAGAAAAUGCCCUUGGGGAACCAAAUCCUUGGCGCCAACCGCUCAAUGGAGCUGGCUGAGGACUGCACCAUUGACAACAGGACUGCGGUCCAAGCCAUCAUGCUUCACCCCGAUGGGCGCGUCGUUUCUCGAGCAUCGGAUUGGCCUCAACCACUGAAGUAUGUUACGCUACCGAGUACGUACAACAUCGAGCUUCAAGUGUUGGACGGCCGGGUCGACAUUACCUCGACCGCUCCUGUGAAGGGCUUGGAGCUGUACCUGGCCGACGAGGAGCGUGAGGUCCGGUGGGGUGAUAACUGCGUGGAUGUGUUCCCCGGGGAUACGUACGUUGUUCAAGCUCAGGGUCUCGUUAAGGGAGAUGACGUGCGUGUCCGUUACUACGGAUCGGACUGGAUUCCGAACCGGGCGGUUUCGAAUGCCUAA
Purpureocillium lilacinum is the source of this 2580-nucleotide messenger RNA. RefSeq lists its product as uncharacterized. The record is from RefSeq and is a predicted model, not a curated record. Gene Ontology annotation, molecular function: beta-mannosidase activity. NCBI's taxonomy places the organism in Eukaryota, Fungi, Ascomycota, Sordariomycetes, Hypocreales, Ophiocordycipitaceae. Gene Ontology annotation, biological process: carbohydrate metabolic process; glycoprotein catabolic process.